ACAAGUUAAAGCAUUUCCGGGUUAGAGAGUCAGACGUAAACAUACCAGGGAAGCGGGCGAUAAGCAUGUGGGCUCAGCAGCAGAGAGGGAUCCACGUCAGCCAGGCAGAGCUCCUCUGCAAGGAUGGUUGUGGUUACUAUGGCAACCCUGCAUGGCAGGGCUACUGUUCUAAGUGCUGGCGUGAGCGGACCCGCAACACACAAGCAGACAGGCAGGAGAAUGGUACUAGCCUCAAAAAUGAUGGAGGAACUUCUCUCACCUUUUCGAAAUUCGAGGAGAAGAAGAACAUUGAGAAGGGGCGUCGGGUCAAUACAAUGAGGAAGCUUCUCUGGGGUACUCCCUCCCCACCCAAACGACUAGGGGAGUCAUCAGAGGGCCAAGAAGCUGCCCUAAAGGCCUUCCAGAGCCUGGAACCUGGAGACUUCACUAGCUUCCUGAAGCUGCUCCGCAAGCCUUCCUCUCAGCGCCUGCAAUCACGCUGCACUGCCUUCCUUAACACCAUGGAGGCCUAUCACGACUUGCCAGUGCAGAAGCAGUCUGACCUCGUGCAUGAUUUCUACCAGAAUGUCGCUACACAUUUCAAUAGUCUAUCAGAGGAGCAGACAACACAAAUGAUGGAGCACAUUGAGAAGUUGAUCAUGACCCGGCUGCACAAGUGGGUGUUCUGCCAUGACAGCUGCGAUGACGAGCAGAAGGACCUUGCCCUGCAGAGGAGGAUAAGGGCACUUAAAUGGGUCACCCCUCAGAUGCUGCGUGUUCCCUUCCCUGAGGAGAGGUCUGACGGCAGUGACCCCUUUCUGCCAGCUAUUACAGCAAUCAUUGAGAUGGAUGCCAAGAGAGCCCCUCAGGACAAGCUGAGCUGUGUGUCUAAGUGCAGCCAGAACGUGUUCCAGGCACUGGCCUCGUCAAGCUGUGAGCCAGCAAAUGCUGAUGACUUCUUGUCAGCCCUAGUGUAUGUGGUACUUAAGGCCAACCCUCCCCGGCUUUACUCCAACAUGCAGUACAUCAUCCGCUUUGGCCUGCCACACAGCCUGAUGGCUGGGGAGAGCGGCUACUACUUCACCAACCUGUCCUGUGCUGUGGCCUUCAUCGAGAAGCUGGAUGGGCCAGCCCUUAAUCUGAGCCCAGCAGAGUUUGAGGCGUACAUGCAGGGCCGGCGGACUAUCCCCAGCAGCCCGCAGGUGGGCAGCGAGGGGAAACGCAAGGCCAUGGAAACAAGGGAGCAGCUGGAGGAGCUGGGGAGCAGACAGGAGAAAGUUGCCCAAGGUGUCCAAGCCUUGCAGGAGCAGCUGCAGCAGUGGGUACAGUCUGUGCAGGCACAAGUGGAUGAGAUCACAACCCUGUCAGUGUCAAUGCAGACGGAAGCAGUCGCAGCCCAGUCACCACCUGCGCAGGUGGAUGAGUUCACUGCCCGGUCUGUGCCAGCACAAGCGGAUGAGGUCACUGCUCAGUCUGUCCCAGCGCGACUAGAUGAGGUCACAGCCCAGUUAGUGUCUACGCAUCUAAAUGAGGUCCCUGCCCAGUCAGUGAUGACCCAAGUGGAUGAGGUCACCGACCAUUGAAUGCAGGCCCAGGUGCAUGAUGUAGCUGUUUAGGCAUCCAAGUAUAUGAAACCAUUACCACUGGGAAUUGCAUCACCAUCGGUGCUCUUAUUGGGCAUGUAAUGACCUCAUGGAGAGGGUGCUGACACUGUGCAUUAUCUUCACCAGCCUUCUCUUCUGGUACAAUUUGACCACCUAUGCAAGACAACAGCCAACAAUAUUCUGUAGUGCCAUAGCCAUACACCACACUUCAAGAUACCAGCAGUCUCUUGUCCCAAAGCUGUUGCCUUUCUCUGAAGUGUUACUGUCAUGUGUAUGAGAGGCCAGUUGGUGUUGCCUUCUGUUUACAUUCAUGCCUUUGUGCAGGUAAAAUUCUCUCAGCUAAUAAAUUAUUUGUUAUGGUAUGUGGUUGACACCCACUCAAAGUAAGGAUUUAAGGUCAUCAACAAUCAUACUGGCAUUUAGAGCUGAAGAAAAUAAACAUACUGUCUUGUACAGAAGCCUCUUCCUUGCACUUUGUAAACCAGGUGUGGGUUAUCCAUACCCCGAGUGCUGAAAACCAUUCUGGUUUUUGGUCCUUACAAAUCUUUAAUAAAAUAUGUGGAUUAAAUGUUAGGAUAUGUAAAUGCAGGUCACCAUGUGCUCCUUAUGUUUAGUGUUUUACUGUUUAGAGACACCAAGAAAAUCAGCAGUACUGUAGCACUUGAGGAACAGGGUACAUUGCCCUGUUAAUGAUGGUUAGUACACAGGUACUGAGGAGAGGGUCCAAUAAAUUAUUAAUGGUUACCACUUUUAUGUGUACUUUGUAAGGCAAUGAUGUCUGAGGUUUUUGAAGCUAUUUUGUCUCUUUUUAUUUGUCUGUUCAGAUUCCUUGUGUCUUGAAUACAAAAGUGCCUAAACAUUUAAACCUGUAAAGUUUUAACACCUUUUCAAAGGAUCCUUCUGACCAGCUAAAGGUUCAGUAACUCACUAAUGAAGCCGUCAUGUGGAACUCCAGAUUACAGUGUUACCCUCAAACUGAAUGUUAGUGACCUACCAAUGGAUUUUUUUCCUUUUGCAAUAUAUGUGUGAAUUUUUGCAGUCAGACCGUUAUCAUGAAGAAUUGCAGCACAACGCUGCCUUUGUAUUGAGGAUCUGCUUAUAUAUUCAUAAGAAUUAUUAUUAAUUUAAGGUGGAAGUACUUCUCUUUUGAUACUCCUCAGUAUCACUAAUACUGACUGGAGGGGGGAGGAAUAAGUAGAUUUUUCUGUGUGUAGUUGACAGACAUUUGUGAGAAGGCCUUAUUGUUUACCUGUUUUAAAUGAA
Molecule: messenger RNA, 2846 nt
Organism: Megalops cyprinoides (Indo-Pacific tarpon)
Lineage: Eukaryota; Metazoa; Chordata; Actinopteri; Elopiformes; Megalopidae
Product: rab5 GDP/GTP exchange factor-like
Exons: 9
Coding region: 66-1562 (498 amino acids)
Biological process (GO): vesicle-mediated transport
Cellular component (GO): endocytic vesicle; cytosol
Molecular function (GO): guanyl-nucleotide exchange factor activity; zinc ion binding; small GTPase binding
Source: RefSeq, a predicted model, not a curated record